Eleginops maclovinus (Patagonian blennie) is the source of this 2992-nucleotide messenger RNA. RefSeq names its product Golgi phosphoprotein 3-like. Bases 200 to 1063 code for a protein of 287 amino acids. Gene Ontology annotation, cellular component: cytosol; trans-Golgi network; Golgi cisterna. The record is from RefSeq and is a predicted model, not a curated record. The transcript is spliced from 5 exons. Gene Ontology annotation, biological process: Golgi organization; Golgi vesicle budding; Golgi to plasma membrane protein transport. Gene Ontology annotation, molecular function: phosphatidylinositol-4-phosphate binding. Lineage: Eukaryota; Metazoa; Chordata; Actinopteri; Perciformes; Eleginopidae.
CCGCCAUGUUGGCUCCGGAAGUAGGUAGAUCCGAAGCAGGAAUCCGGAGCUGAGCCUUACGUCAAACGACUGUGAGUUCAACCGACCUGUGGGCCGUUUCCCUCGGUUCUCACCUCUAACACUCACCCUACAUGCUGCGGGCCUUUCCGGUCGCUCCAGGUAGGCGCUUCUCUUCGGAUCUGCUCGUGUUUUCUUAGCCAUGGCCUCUCUGAAGCAGAGGACCUCGGGCCUCGUCCAGCGGAGGAACGACAGGGAGUCCGGCGGGGAGGAGGACGAGGCGCGCCGCGGCGGGGAAGAGGACGACCAGGACCAGGACGAAAAGGGGGACUCUAAGGAGACCCGACUCACCCUGAUGGAGGAGGUGCUGCUGCUGGGCCUCAAGGAUCAGGAGGGCUACACGUCUUUCUGGAACGACUGCAUCUCGUCUGGGCUGCGGGGCUGCAUGCUGGUGGAGCUGGCCCUCAGGGGGAGGCUGACGCUGGAGGCCUGUGGGGUGAGGAGGAGGAGCCUGCUCUCCAGGAAGGUGAUCUGUAAGUCUGACGCGCCGACAGGAGACGUUCUGCUGGACGAGGCUCUGAAGCACAUCAAGGAGACGCAGCCUCCAGAGACCGUGCAGAGCUGGAUAGAGCUGCUCAGCGGAGAGACCUGGAAUCCCCUGAAGCUGCACUACCAGCUGAGGAACGUUCGGGAGCGUCUGGCCAAGAACCUGGUGGAGAAAGGCGUCCUGACCACGGAGAAACAGAACUUCCUGCUUUUCGACAUGACCACACACCCGCUCACCAACAGCACCAUCAAACAGCGCCUGGUCAAAAAGGUCCAGGAGUCGGUUCUGGAGAAGUGGGUGAACGACCCCCAUCGCAUGGACAAGAGGGUCCUCUCUCUGAUCCUCCUCGCCCACUCCUCCGACGUCCUGGAGAACGCCUUCGCCCCCCUGCAGGACGAGCAGUACGACCUGGGCAUGAAGAGAGUGCACACCCUGCUGGAGCUGGAGCCCGAGAAGGAGAGCGCCAAACCCAACGUCAACGAACUCAUGUGGGCCGUGGUGGCCGCCUUCACUAAAUGAAAGCGUGUGUGUUAUUUAAUCAGUUGAAGGACUUGGCUUUAAUGAGACGGACUUCACUUUAAUGAGACAAUCUGUUUUGGGUUUGGGGGGAGCCUGUUUGUACAUCUUAUUCCCAGGAUGGCGUUUCGGUGGCAGUCCGUAUCAAAACCCAAUCUGAUCGGUGGUGGGCUUCACCAAGCAAGGGAAGAUUUCUAAAUGAUAAAGGGACUGCGUUCACACAGUGCAAGGCUGGACACACACCGACAGAUAUUAGAUAGCAGCAGCAGUCAUGGUGAAACUGAAGACCAGGUUUCCCUUCGACACUAAGGAAACAUCUCCACAUUACUACCGGAUCGGAGCACAACCCCGGUCUGAUAGAGGGGUCUUUCUGCUCCUCGUGCUCUUUGCACUCCAUCCCUUCAUUCCCACUUGUGUUGGGAGUAGUUACUGUUAGCAAACCUGAAUGUUCUUCUCAUUAAAAUCCCUUUCUCCUCGCUUCCUCCUCAGAGCGUUUUGAGGAGGAAGCGGAGGACAUCCUCGUAGACCUAAAUGAAGAAAAGUCUUUAUUAGUUGCAAUGGGUCCACUCUGUGUUUAUUACAGGGUGAGACCCGUCUUCUAUUUCUAUUUAUGUUGCUUGGAGUAGUCUGCCGUUAAUCCACUAUUUUGCACAGUCAGUCAGCAGCCCUGCAGGUAGGAUCGUAUUUAUAGGGGACUUUUCUCGGGUCGAACAGAUGAGAUUUAAAUAAUCAUGAACCUUAGCAAACAUGGUCAAAAGAAAAUCUCACUUAUUUUGUCUACAGCUAUAAAGAGUACUUACAGAUCAUUCCACAUGUAGAAGCUUCUGUUGUUGUGUUUGUUUUUAAGUGUCAGUGAAAAACAAACUGUGUUUAAUUUACCAGCGUGAAAGGGUCGACCCAGAUCACUUGUUUUUCUUUUACAAAUUCUCUCUGUUUUAUACGGAAGAGGGUUAGAGCCACAGGGGUUUCUUUCUAUGACUGAGAUUUUCAGAAAAAAACUAAUAAUUCUUUCUCCAAAUUCAGAGUUUAAAUUUAGAAUUCAGAUUUUUUUUUCCAAAUUCAGACAAUUUCAAAAACUCGAAAUUCUAAAAAUUCUGAGUUAAAAAAAUUCUUACUUUUCUCACUUUUGGUCGGAUCUCAUAAAACGGUUCAUGUGUGGCCCUAACCGUGUUCUGUGCAAUCAGGGUUUUAUUUUACUUUUAUCUUCAUACAAAAGGGGUAAAUGGAAUGUCCUUAAAAGAUAACCAGAAGUAAAAUUCUCUUCCAGGAGUGUCCCGCUAAUCCUCAAUCUUUACUGUAAACUGUUUUCCUGGAAAUAUUUUGCACUAAAGAUGACGUCCCUAUUAAACCUCCCCCUGGGAAUUCACUGGACACGUUUGGGGGGGGGGGUAAUGCAUUUUGUACAUUUGGGUAAACCGACCCUUUCCCCAAUGUUUAGUCCCUUUCAGUUUACAUGUCGGGUCAUAAUUAGGUAUUAUAUUGCGUCAUACGUGCAGAGAAAAGGAGCGUUCCUUUGGCCCCUGAAUAAUCCUUCACAACUCAAGAAUCUGUUCGGUUGAAAGCAUUAUUUGGGUAUCAGGUAAUCCUGAUCAUCUGGUCUAAUAAGUGCGGUCUUUGUAUGAUCACCUUUUUGUUUUAUGGCAUACUUAUUUUUCAGUUUUAUUUCUGGGUUUUUAACUACCAACAAAAUACCAGGAGGUGAGAGCAGCUGCUUUUGAGCAGAGAGGAUGCAUGCUGUUGGUGGAGGUGGGGCGGGGGGGGUACGUGUGGAUGUAGCCACAGAGGAAAGGCUUGUAUGUAAUUAUUAGUCAUUUUAUGUGUACGAUUUAAUGAAACUCAAUGAAAGGGAUCUUCUCUCCUGUCUCUUAAAUUCUGUAUGCUUUUGUAUUACCACACAAAAUAAAGUAAGGAUCCUUUAAGUGCCUGAAUUUA